Amyelois transitella is the source of this 2400-nucleotide messenger RNA. Its product is annotated as piggyBac transposable element-derived protein 4-like. The coding region runs from base 769 to 2400 and encodes 543 amino acids. Lineage: Eukaryota; Metazoa; Arthropoda; Insecta; Lepidoptera; Pyralidae. The record is from RefSeq and is a predicted model, not a curated record. The transcript is spliced from 2 exons.
AACCUUUUCAGCGCCAAAGUCUGAUAUAUAAGACGUUAAAGUUUCGUGCCCUCGCCGCCAAAGUCUGAUAUAUCAGACAAAUAAAUCUUACCAAUUUAACUCUAUUUUUUCUAAUCGUUAUAGUACCUGAUCACAUAUGCAUAAAAUUUUCAGACAGUUUAUACUUUAGUUAAUCAAAAAUAACAAUUUCACAAUGUAUUAUAACGUUAUUUUAAUAAUAAAUUAUUAAAAAAGAAACCGUGUUUAUUGAUUAAAUCCGACUCUUUUUUUAUUUGAACCCUCAGCGCCAAUGUCUGAUAUAUAAGACAUUAGUGAUGUUACAUUACAAUGCAACUACCAAAGCCUAAAUAAAUAAAAUAAAUCAGGUACUCUAAAAAGAAACUUCUAAAAAAGUCAGAAUUAUACAGAUUUUUGUUUUGGGCAUAAACAUUUUUAAGUGUGAUGUUAUUUUACAAGUUUUACCACAGAAAAUGGAAUUAUUUUCAAAUUAUGUUUUGAAUCGAAUCCAGUAAAUUUCAUGGUAUGUCACAACACUAUAGCGACACGAUCAUGCAUCAGUCUCGUGCGCCAACGUCUGAUAAAUCAGACACGGAAGUGACGUCAGAGGCGAUAGAUGUUUCUAGAACUAUUUAUUUUGUGCUGUACAAUGAGGGUAGGAGAUAUCGAUAAAUUAUGGAAGUACCCUGCAAAAUCAUGUUAUUUAUUGGGUUAUCAUGUUUGCGUUGCUGUGUUGAUGUAUUAUCAUUGUAAAUUAAUAUUUAUUGAAAUAUGACCACUACAGAGGAGUUGAUUAGGAUUUUAGAAGGAACUAGUGAUGGUGAAUUUGAAAGUGAUGAAGUGUUCUUACAUAAUCAACAGGGACAAGAUGACGAAUUUAAUUGGUUGGCAGGAGCACCGCCGCCUCCAGUUAUCGACGAGUUCGAUCAUUUUACGUCAGGAAUAUCACCAAGUUUAAUAUCAAAGGCUUCGUCUGAACUGGAAAUCUUUGAACAUUUUAUUAAUUUAGAACUUAUCGAACAUAUGGUUAAAUGCACUAAUCAAUACCAUCAACGUCUAGUGAGAACUCUUCCAUUGAAAACGUACUCAAGAUUACACCGAUGGAGUGACGUCACAGUACAAGACAUGUAUAUAUUUUUAAGUGUCACCAUGUUAAUGACAAGAAAUUCACAUUUGUCUAUUGAAGAACAUUGGUCGACGGAUCCCCUAUUAUGUGCUCCUAUAUUUGGGAAGUUAAUGACUCGCAACAGAUAUUGUAUGAUUUUAGGUAUGCUCUGUUUCCAUGAUCUGACAGCAGCACCAGCAUCAACGUCUGAUUUAAGACUAACUAAGCUAGAAUUUAUUAUACAACACGCACGUAGAUUGUAUAAAGAAUCAUUGGUUCCUUACAAGAAUUUGUGUAUCGAUGAAAGCAUCGUCCCUUUUAAAGGGCGCCUUGUUUUCAAGCAAUAUAUGCCUAGAAAACGAAAUAGAUUUGGGAUAAAGCUUUUUGUACUAUGUGAUAUUGAAACUGGAUGCAUAGUGGACUUCAUAGUAUAUUGUGGUGCAACCACUGAUGUUGCAGAUAUUCCGGAUUUGGGCAAAAGUGGGUCUGUCGUAGUUAAACUCCUUGAAGACUAUUUUGAUUGUAACAGGUGCUUAUAUGUUGACAACUGGUACAGUAGUUCUUCGCUGUUUAAGUAUUUAAAAAAUAAGAAAACUUACGCAUGUGGCACGGCUAAAGUAUCUAGGCGUGGGAUGCCAAAAUUUAAAAAAAUUAAGAAAGGCGAAGUGGAUUCCCAUUACUGUGGCUCGCUAAUGGCAUUAAAAUGGAAAGACAAAAAAGAUGUUAUAAUGUUAAGUACAGUUCACGACAGUAAACUUGUGCCAUCUGAAAAAAUCGAUCGCGUUACCCGUCUACCGAAAAUGAAGCCUGAGUGUGUGAUUGAUUACAGUAAAAAUAUGGGAUCAGUUGAUAGAACAGAUAUGAUGAUAAGCUCAUUAACGAUCAUGAGAAAGACUGUAAAAUGGCACAAAAAGCUGGGUUUCCACAUUUUCGACAUGCAUUUAUUAAAUUCCUUUUUUAUUUACAACGCCAUGAGCAUGACAAAGCUUGAUUUAGCGCAAUUUCAGUUGAAUGUGAUACAGCAACUCAUAAGCAAACACAAACCGGCAGCUGAUGUAUUGACCAUUAUACCGCGAACUUCACAAAGACAAAGUCUUGAUAGUAACCCUUUACGUUUACUUACAGCCGCGGCUGUAAAGCAUAUGCCAAAACUCAUUCCGGAUAGGAAAUGUCAACGGUGCAAAGUUUGCACUAAAAACAAAAUCAGAUCCCAGACUCGGUAUUACUGUGCAGAAUGCAACGUUUAUUUAUGUGUAGAUCCCUGUUGUAGAGUGUAUCAUGAAAAGAAGGAUUUGUAA